Molecule: messenger RNA, 4429 nt
Organism: Pieris brassicae (large cabbage white)
Lineage: Eukaryota; Metazoa; Arthropoda; Insecta; Lepidoptera; Pieridae
Product: nardilysin-like
Exons: 24
Coding region: 3-3425 (1140 amino acids)
Biological process (GO): proteolysis
Molecular function (GO): metal ion binding; metalloendopeptidase activity
Source: RefSeq, a predicted model, not a curated record
UAAUGUCAAAACUUCUGUAUAGAUUCGUUGAUUUCGUUCAAAACACACCGAUUUUUCUUCAGACUAAUCGUAUUUUUAUAGACAUGUCUAAAAGAAAUAUUUACAACAAAAUUCAUCGGAUACGAUCCGAUAAGGUUCCUCGAAAUAAAUCAAAACCGGGAUUUAUACCCAAUAUGGAGAAAGUGCAGGUUCUCUCUGAACCAAUUAAAUCUGUGUCGGACAAAAAGCAUUACAAAACAAUUCGCCUUGAGAAUGGUUUAACUGCUCUACUUAUAUCAGAUCCGAGUAAAGUUGUUGAUAAUGAGAACAGUUCAAGUGAAGAAGAAACUAGCGAAUCAGAUCAAACUGGUUCUGAUAGUGAUGGGGCACGGUCUGUGCAGUCUGUAGCUAGUGAUCAACAUAACACUAAGAGACGUAGCGAAUUUGAUGAAGAAAAAUUGGCUGCCUGUGCCCUCUGCGUAGGUGUGGGGAGUUACAGUGACCCUGCAGAUAUACAAGGAUUGGCGCACUUCGUCGAGCAUAUGGUGUUUAUGGGAAGUGAAAAGUAUCCAAAAGAAAAUGAAUUCGACGCCUUUAUCAAGAAAAAAGGUGGUUCUGACAACGCGUCAACUGACUGCGAAGUUACAACCUUCUAUUUUGAAAUAUCUGAGAAGCAUCUUUCGAGUGCGAUGGAUAUGUUCAGCCAGUUCUUUGUCAGCCCUCUGAUGUUGAAAGAAGCCAUGCAAAGGGAAAGAGAGGCUAUUGAAUCUGAAUUUGCGAUAGCUUCACCAUCCGACUCCAAUCGUAAAGACCAAUUGCUGUCAAGUAUGUUUCCUGAGGGUCACCCAGCAAGGACCUUCACUUGGGGAAACCUUCGGAGCCUGAAGGAGGAUAUACCUGAUGAUGACAAACUCUAUCAGGCUGCGCACGAGUUCCGAAGACGUCAUUACAGCGCGCAUAGGAUGACUGUUACUGUACAAGCUCGUAUGGACCUCUCAUCCCUAGAGGGGCUAGUGGCCAAGACGUUUGGUCAAAUUCCGACCAAUAAUCUACCGUCAGAUAAUUUUAAGGAGCACUUGUUUAAUCCCAAUAAUAUCACUAGUGAUUUUACUAGUAUAUACUAUGUGAAACCCGUUAGUGAUACAACUGAGGUACAAUUGACAUGGUUAAUGCGAUCUUUAAUAACGGAAUACGAAUCGAAACCGCAUCAAUAUAUUUCAUAUCUUUUAGGACACGAGGGGAAAGGCAGUUUACUGUCGUAUCUUAGAAAAAAAGUUUGGGCUUUGGGUAUUUAUACUGGCAACUCUGAAAGUGGCAUAGACUAUACUUCAAUAUACAGUCUGUUCUCAACUCAAGUUAUACUUACAAAGGAUGGAUUAGAUCACAUUGACGAAGUUUUAGAAGCAAUAUUCUCUUAUAUAAAUAUGCUUAGAAAACUUGGUCCUUCGGAACGGAUAUUUGAAGAAAUUAAGACUAUAGAAGAGACAAGUUUCCGUUUCGAAGAGGAAUCGCAACCGGCGGAAUAUGUGGAAUCUCUGGCCGAAAAUAUGCAGAAUCUACCCCCAAAACACUAUAUUACUGGAGACCGCCUCUACUAUAAAUAUGACCCAAAGGGUAUAACAGAAUUAUUGGAAUGUAUGACACCGGAUAAAGCUAAUGUAAUGAUUUUGUCGAACAAACACUCAACACCCAUUCCAUACGAUGCCAAAGAGAAGUGGUUCGGCACAGAAUAUAAAAGGAAAGAAAUCCCAUCCACCUGGAUGCACCGAUGGCAAACAGUUAAGCCGUUUAAGCAAUUCCAUCUGCCCGAUAAAAACAUUUACAUAACUGACAACUUUAGCUUAGUACCGCCAGCGUUGCCUUACUUAGAAGAAGCUGAACGAUUAGGAAUCGAUUUGAUGACAAGCUCAAUAAAGGAUAUAAAUAAGAAGAUAGAAGGCACUACGAAAACUUCUAAAAUUCUUAAGGAAGGUGAUCUGAUAGCUACUGUACAGGAGUUUAGAUUGGACCAGCCUAACUUAAUACGUAAAAACAGACAUAUGGAGUUAUGGUACAAACCAGAUUUUAAGUUCCGGUUUCCGACUGCAUUACUCUAUUUCUACUUCAUAACGCCACUCAGCUUGAAGUCGCCGAGGGAGUCGUGCCUUUUAGAUCUUUGGACUGAUGUUUUACAACAAGGCCUUAAGGAAGAAGUGUACCCUGCCAACAUGGCUGAUCUCUCCCAUUCCUUAUAUGUUGGAGACAAAGGCCUAACGCUAAAAGUCAAUGGUUACAGUCAGAAUUUACAUCUUCUCGUCGAACUAGUGACUCGUGAAAUGCGUACAAAUACGGAUAAUUUAACAUUAGAGUUGUUUGAGGCCGUGCGUGAAGUACGUGCGCGUACGUAUCACAACGUACUCAUUAAACCACACAAGUUGGCCAAGGACGUUAGAAUGAACGUGUUGCUGGAACCAUACGUGUCGCCACGGGAGAAGGCAAUCGUCAUACAAAAUAUAACCUUGGAUGACCUAAAAGACUUCACUGAUAGGUUGCUAGACAAGUUAUACGUACAGGUGCUAAUGCAAGGCAAUUUGGCGUGGACAGAUGCCAUUAAAAUAUCGGAAAAUGUGCUUCAAAAUAUAAAAUGGGCAGGUCUGCCCGAAAAAGAAUUACCAGAAAUUAAAGUCCACGAGUUACCACUGGGCGAGCGAGUGAUCCGAGUGAUGAGUCUAAACCCGGCCUCUACCAACAGUAUAGUUACUAAUUACUACCAGGGUGCUGCGGCUAACAUCAAAGAUACGGCCACACUUGAAGUGCUUAUGAUGCUGAUGGAAGAGCCGGUCUUCGAUGUCCUACGCACAAAGGAGCAAUUGGGUUACAGCGUAUUCUGCAUGUUACGGUAUACCUUCGGGGUUCUUGGCUACUCCGUCACAGUCAAUGCGCAGAGGGAUAAAUUCAGUGUGGCACACGUUGACACUCGGGUAGAGGUGUUCCUAAAGAAAUUCAGCCGAGACAUGAGGAAGCUAAGCGACAAGACACUGUCUGCUGUCAAACAAUCGCUGGUCCAACUCAAACAUACCACCGACUACGAACUCAAGGAGGAGGUGGAAAGGAAUUGGAGAGAAAUCAUAGGCGGCGAAUACCGGUUUCAGAGAUUAUUUAGUGAGGCUGACGCCAUCGAGAAAGUCAGGGUAUCGGACAUCAAGAGUUGGAUCGAAAACAAUUUCUCAACGGGCAACCGAUCACACUUUAGAAAGUUGUCUGUUCAAGUAAUGGGCCAUCUCCCCAACAAAGACGGUAACAUUACUGAAAGUAAUGUCAAAGAAAGUUCCCUGGAAUACUUAGACGCGUCACAACCGGUCGGUGACACAUCGGAGAAUGACACAGAAUUUAUAACAGAUAUUCACGAAUUUAACCAACACCUGCCUUUUGUUCCGGUACAGAGAGUUGAAUUAGCUCAAUGCUAACAUAAAAAUAUGGGAACUGGGAAUGUAUAUUUAUAUUUUGCUAUUGUUUUUGUGUAGAUAGAAACGUUACUAUACAAAUUAUUAUAUUAUAAUUAUACUAUACAAUAUACAUAUGUAUAGGCCUGUAUCAAUAAAACUUAUACAGCCUAUAUGAGAUCACAUACGAUUGCGUAUUUGUAUACAAAGUAAUUAGUAAUGUAGCGCGCAAUAAUUAAUGAAUAACGAGACUUGCUUGCCUUAAAUUGUUUAUAAUAAUAUAUAGAGGCCUUUAUUAAAUAUUCAUGUAAUAGAUUAAUACCGAUAUCAAAUAUAGAUAAUAUUGUAUACAACAAUCCAAAGGCAAUAAUCACUAACUCCAUAUACUAGUGUGAACCGAUUUUUCGAAUCUUGGAAUUUUUGCACUGACAGUUGGUGAAGUAUUGGUAAGAAAUAUUGUGUGAGAGAGUGUUGUUGUUGCCCCGAAUUCUAUGGACAAAUGACAAUGUCAAGUUAAAUACGGUUUUGACGUAUGGGAUUAUAACGACAUUUUGACUAAUCUAGAUACAAGAGCUGUAUAAUAUUGACAUGGAUGCCCCCAAAGUUUAAUAGUUCCUGGGUCCCGAUAGAUAAAUUUUUAACAUAGUGAAAUCUCUAAAGAUACUUUUAUUACGUCCUUUGAGUACUAAUAACAUAUUUCCAUUUACAUAUGUAUGUAGCAAUCAUAAAAAAAAAUGAUACAAUUAAUGAUGAAAUCUAGAGAUCGAUUCUUCGUACAUUUCGCUAUUUAGUGUUAGGUUUUGUUAUGUAAUUUACGUACUUAAAGUAUCAGAGCGUCUGUAACAGAAAUAUCAACUGGGAAAUUUGACGGCUCAGUGUCAGUCGGUGACGUCACAUGUGUGGCGAAAAAAUAUUUAAAUAAAAAUUUGGUAUUACUAUUAGUGCGUCUGUAUAUUUAGUUGUUUGACUACAAAAUAUGAUGUUCUAUUUAUAAUUACAUAUUAUGUUUUUUUGAAUUAAAAAUUUAC